GGGAACGCAGUUUAGACAGUAACCCAAGCCAGAACAAACUGAAGAGCUAAAAAUACCAACAGUCAACAAGCCGGCUGCUGUGGGACAGAGACAGGGGGCAUUGGUGGGUCUUUACAUAGGGGUUAGACAGGCUGACAGAGGGAGUGAAGGGAUAGACAGCUGGGGAAAGAUCCAUUGUAAAAGCUAGAACAGAAGACGGCGAGGAAAUACGACUUUAAAAAAACUAGAAUAUACCCCCAACUUGUGUUUCGCUGCUUGUUACCCUCUUCUGUCUUCUUGGACGUUUUGCUCACCGCUCCCUGGAGGGGAUGAACUUUGCUCUCAGGCCUCCAUCAGCAGGCAGUUCUGGGCCUGGCGCUGGCAGAGGAGCCACCAUGGAGAACCUGGAGAAGCAGCUGAUCUGCCCGGUGUGCCUGGAGAUGUUCUCCAAACCUGUGGUCAUCCUGCCCUGCCAGCACAACCUCUGCCGCAAGUGUGCCAACGACAUCUUCCAGUCAACUAACCCUCUGUGGCAGUCCCGCGGCUCCUCCAGCAUGGCUUCCAGCGGCACCCGCUUCCGCUGUCCGUCGUGCCGCCAUGAGGUGGUGCUGGACCGCCACGGGGUCUUCGGUCUGCAGAGGAACCUGCUGGUGGAGAACAUCAUAGACAUCUACAGACAGCAGGAGUCAUCCAGGCUUGUGAACAUAAAGCCAGAGCAGCAGAAGCAGCAGCUGCUGUGUGAAGAACAUGAAGAGGAGAAGAUCAAUAUCUACUGCCUGUCCUGUGAGACGCCGACCUGCUCCAUGUGCAAAGUGUUCGGAAAACACAAAGACUGUGAAGUGGCACCGCUCAGCAGCGUUUAUAUGAGACAGAAGACAGACCUGAGCGACGGCAUCGCUAUCUUGGUCGCCAGCAACGACCACGUCCAGGCAGUCAUCUCUCAGAUGGAAGAAAUCUGCCGCACUGUAGAGGAGAACGGUCAGCGGCAGAGGGAACAGCUAGCCAUCCAUUUCGACAGCCUGUUGGCCAUCUUGGAAGAGCGGAAGCAGGAGCUGGUGGGGCUCAUCACCAAACAACAGGACGAUAAACUCAAACGUGUCCAAUCUCUCAUUCGUCAGCACAGCGAUCACCUGGAGGCCGCGGUAACGCUGGUGGAGUCAGCCAUUCAGUCGAUGGAAGAGCCACACAUGCCUGUGUUUAUACAGAGCGCCAAAGUCAUACUGGAAAAGAUAGCAGUGACAGCCAGGGCCUCGAACAUGGAGCGUCCAGAGCUCGGUUACGAGAGUAUGAGCCAUUUCUUCAUCGAUACCGACGAUCUCGCUGACAUGCUGAGGAACAUCAACUUUUGCUCCGGUGUGGGAGAUAAUGGAGAAGAAGAUCCUGAAGAGUCAGAACUGGACUUCUGCUCCAGAUUUUAAGACCAUAACAGAGGAAGCUUUUGUUUUGUUUGACUUUUUUAUUGGUUAAACAUUUGAGUACAAUGAUUUGAUAUUCUCUGAGAGACAUAACAGAAGGGGAUACAAGGUGUUUGUUUCUGUCUUGAAUCUCCCGGUUAACCUGUAUUGAUGAAUUGAUCAGGGUUUUGCAUGGCCAGGGCUUUGUGGUUUGUUUUUUGGUUUAGAAAGUGUCAGACUUCACACAUUAGUUAUUCAGCUUCCAGUCAUCAGCUAGAGCGGGCAAACCUGUAGCCCUGUCUCUCUUUUUGCCAAAUGUUUUAAUGUUUUAUACACAUAACGGACACACAUUGGACUACAGAGUCUAAUUCAUAAUAUUUAGUUUUGAGGGACUAAUAAUGGUUUUUAUUUGUUAAUUUAGUCCUGAAUUAUAGAUCUUUCACUGUUUUGGUGGGAAAAUCUACAAUUUUGACCAAAAAAGCCAUACAAUCUCAAAGUCCACUUAAUAACCUUUCCUGGAGAUUUCUUUUGCAUCCCACAUUCUUCAUCAGCAGGUAGAGCUGGCUCAGUUGUCAUGGAGGCCAUUCACAUCAUGCACCAAAGACCACCUCUGAACAGAGACAGAAGUUUUACAACUAAAUAAAAUCAAACAUUUCCUCAGUUUGCUGUAGAAGAUUAUCCAGGAAACCUGAAAACUUAUUUAAAGGGCCCUUUGAUAAUAAUAAUAAUAUAUUGAUUUAAUUCAAUUCAGGUGCCUGCGAAUUUCAAAAUAAAGGCGCAUCUUAAAGAUAUGUAUCAUCGAUUUUCACUUUGCAUCGAUGAUAUUGGAUCGUUGAUCACUGAAGCGAUAUAUCGAUCCAGAUCGAUGUAUCGUUACAGCCCUAAUAAAUACAUGGCACCCUAAAGGUUCACUUCAUGUCUUGAUCAUAAAAUGCCUCAUAUUUAAAGUGUUUCAAUGAGAAUCCUGCAGACAAACAAGUUUCUAAAAAUGCAAAAACAAAACUGACAGCUCUUAAACUGAAGUUGUUCAAAUGUGUCAGAGCCUGUUUAUAAAUGUUCUUGUUGUUCUGCUGAUGAAUUGUAAUGUGCACAAUGUGAAGUCAGCAGCAGCUCACUGUGUAUCGUACAGAGGAGAUGUGUGAAAUUGUCUCUAACAAGACCACUUACGUAAAAAGAGAGUGAAGGAUUCCCCUCAUCCACUCAGGAAGGCGGCAGCAUCAGCGUAUUCAUGCUGACUCAGUCAAAGGCGGCAACAACAACAACAACAGCAACAGAAUCCUCCUCCGUGCUGCGUUUGUGUGACAUUAGGCUGAGCAGCUGGAGAGUUACUGGUGAUUGUUUGGACGUGGGAAGAUGACACUGAUCUCAUGGUAUUCAUCUUUUGUUCUUUACUCGAGGUUCUCGCUGCAUUCCUGAGGAAAUGUAAAACAGAGACGGAAAUAGAGGUUUACCAUAAUCCUCUGGGAAAAAUCCACAAGAGUGAAUUCAGCCACAUAAAAAGAUGAAGAAAACAUGUAAAAACAAACACCUAAAUGAUUGAUUGAAAUCAUACCUUUCUAUACGUUAUCCAUCUGUGGUACCUCCUGCAGCAGCCCAGAAGACUGACUUGGCCAGAUUUUAGCCUCCCACAUUGUUUCCUUUUGUUCUGUAUAAAAACAAUAAAAUUAAAAAACAUCCAAUGUAUUGUGUUUAAAUAUAUCUCUCUAUGUAUAGCUCACAGGAAAUGUAUACAGUGGAUUUAGCACUGUAUUCUGUGCUGUGGGAGGGAAAAGAUUUUGUUCAUGUUGGUCUUUUUCUUCCGGAUUUAAAGCCCAUAUAUAGCUUUUCUGUCACAAUACUUUCUAAAGGCUUCAGAGUUUUAUAAUUCUCUUCAGAUUGUAUGUAAAUACAUUUCCAACCCAAGCCUUCCAAGAUGACCCACAUGAACAUUUUCUGAUCAGCCACCUCUAUGCUUAAGGUUUUGUAAGGGUUGGGCACUUCACUGCUUUGUUAAAGGACGAGGCUGCUGCUAUUCUGUAUUUCUUCUAUUGUCAACAUGAAAAAAACUAAACCAACAAUUAAUUGUUCCUACUACAAAGUAUUGUGUGGGUAUCCAAAGCCGGAUAAAUCUUAUUCCUCUGCCAUAAAGCCAUUUUGUCCAAAAAACACAUGUGUGAGCCAUGCUGCAAUAAAUACUAUGUGGUUUAAUCCGCUGCUGAAAAUAGUCCCCAGAAAAUGCACUAUUUACUCCUGCUUGCAGACAGAAAUAUCUCAACAACUAUUGGAUGGAUUGCCAUUCAAUUUGAUACAAACAUUCAUCGUGCCCAGAUGAUGUAUCGUAACGACUUUAAUGAUCCUGUGGCUUUUCCUCUAGCGCCACCAUGAGGUUGACAUUCAUGGUGUAGAGUGAAAUUUCUCAAACAUUGAAUGGAUUACAAUAAUGUUUUGUGCAACAAUUCAUGUUCCCCUGAAGUGUGAAUUGUAACAACUUUGGUCUUUGGUGAUCCCCUGACCUUACAUUUAGCCCUAUCAUUACAUUAAAAUGUCUCCAGUA
Molecule: messenger RNA, 3906 nt
Organism: Perca fluviatilis (European perch)
Lineage: Eukaryota; Metazoa; Chordata; Actinopteri; Perciformes; Percidae
Gene: trim54
Product: tripartite motif containing 54
Exons: 8
Coding region: 309-1397 (362 amino acids)
Molecular function (GO): zinc ion binding
Source: RefSeq, a predicted model, not a curated record